Molecule: messenger RNA, 3959 nt
Organism: Andrographis paniculata
Lineage: Eukaryota; Viridiplantae; Streptophyta; Magnoliopsida; Lamiales; Acanthaceae
Product: protein unc-13 homolog
Exons: 26
Coding region: 116-3574 (1152 amino acids)
Source: RefSeq, a predicted model, not a curated record
GCGCUUCUCGAGGGGCAGUGCUAUGGCCUAUGGACGCCGUAGUCCAACAAAGACGUUGAUUGUUCUCACCGUGGAGGGUCGGCUGCUUCGUCUCACGUCCGCGGCGUUUUCUUGAAUGGAGUUUUCCGAUCCUCUGCUGCGGAGAUACCGCAACGAUCGUCGAAAGCUCCUCGAGUUCUUGUUGUCCGCCGGCUUUAUCAAAGAAAUCAAUACUCCGGCAGGUAGCACCACCUCUCUAACAAACAUCGAUUUUGACUCUCUCAGCGCGGAUUACGUUCUUGAAUGCGUUCAAUCAGGUGGCAUCCUUGAUGUUUCACAAGCGAUAAAGAGAUACUAUGAAGAUUCUUCGUACCUUGUUGCGAGUCACUUGCAACCAGGAAGUAUUUUCUAUCUAAAUUCUGAUCCAGAGUCAGCAGGAUCUCCACCACGGCGUGCUCCUCCACCAAUCACUAAGCAUCAAGAAGACACAGUUGAAUCAUGCAGUGCUCAGUGGUCGAACCAUUCUCCUGGCGAAAAAUCAUUUUCUACCAGUGAGGGAACUAAGAUCAACUGUGAAGUAACUGCAGCUCCAGAGACCAGUUACCUGCAUAAUCCAAGUGUUCUUUCAAUAGGAUUACCAACUCUAGAAACAGGUUUAGGGGACGAUGACUUGCGGGAAUGUGCUUAUGAAGUGUUUCUUGCAUCUAUGUUGUAUUCCGGGGUUCAGAUUCAGUCGACAGAAGCCAGAAAAAGAGAAAAAGGCUCUCGAUUUCUAACUGGGUUAAAGAGUAAAAGAGAAAAACGGCAUGUAGAAUCCCAAUCCCCUGAAAGGGCCCUAAAGGUCCUCGACACAGUUCGCGUACAGAUGCAGAUAUCUGAAGCAGCAGAUACACUUAUUAGGCGAAGACUGACACAGUAUGAGAUGGUGAAAUCGGGCGGACGAAUUGACAUUCCACAAUUAUCCCUAGCACUUUUGACAGGCAUAUUAAGAUCUGAUUUUCCAAGCCCAAAGUCAUAUCUCAACUGGAAGAAUAGACAAGCAAAUGUUCUUCAAGAAUUUCUUGCUUCAAAUCAUACAAAGACUGAAAAGCAGGUUGGAGUUUUACUUACAAAAAUCAGAACUCUGGAGGAAUGGGAUAUUAAGUUGUCUCCUUCUGAAAGGAGUGAUGUACUUUUAUCUCUUCGACAAAUUGUAUUGUCAUCCUCUUCUAAGCCUGGGCGCUUUGGGAUGGAGGGAGAAACAUAUUAUUGGACAGCUGGCUACUAUUUGCACAUUCGACUUUAUGAAAAGCUACUCUGCGGUUUAUUUGACAUUCUUGAAGAUGGCCAGCUUAUAGAGGAAUCAGAGGAGGUCCUGAAGUUGCUGAAGUUGACUUGGCCAAUGUUGGGUAUCACAGAAAGGCUCCAUCAUGCAUUAUUUUCGUGGGUGCUUUUUCAGCAGUUUGUUGCAACCCACGCUGAAGAGAGUGCACUAUUGGACUAUGCAAUUUGUGAAGUAGAGAAGGUUCUAUCUGCUGAAGUUUGUGAUGACCGGGAGGUGGCAUACAUUAAGACCAUGAUGUGUUUUGCCGCUGGAAAUGAACGUGAAAUACGAUUAAAUUUACUGCAAUCCAUAUUUAUGUCAAUCAGCUCAUGGUGUGACAGUAAAUUGCAGGAUUAUCAUCGAGUUUUUGCGCAGAAAUCAUCCCUCUUUGUGAGGGUGAUGACCAUGGGAUUGUCUGCAGGCACUCGAGAUUUUGUCUCCCAUGUGAAUAUAAAGAUUGCAGAGUUGUUCCUUCCUGAUGAGAGUGCUGCUGAGAAGAUCAAGACAUGUGUCAAAAAAUCACUGGAUGCUGUAUGCCUGGCUGCCACUCAUCAUGCUGUUGUUGGUUCUUCAAAAGAUAAUAUGCAUCCUCUGGUGAUUCUUGCAAAUGAACUUAGAUUGAUUGCUGAGAAGGAUCUCUCCAUUUUCACUCCCAUUAUAUUGCGUUGGUGUCCUGAAUGUGCAAUGGUCUCAGCCAGAAUUUUACACCAAUUUUAUGGUGAAAGACUGAAACCAUUUCUGAAGGAGGUAACAACCCCCAGUGAGGAUGUUAGGAAAGUGCUUUCUGCAGCUUAUUCAUUGGAGCGUUGCCUUACCCAGCUAUAUUCUUCAGCUUGUAAAGAAAACAACUCAAACUAUUGCCAAGACUUUGAGCGCUAUCCGAUAGCUGAAAUUUCCAAAUCUUUGCUUCUUGAAUGGGUAGUCGCUCAAAAUGAUAGAAUUCUGGAAUGGACUGGGAGAACUUUCGAUCUUGAGGAAUGGGAACCUUUAUCAUCUCAGAAAAAACAUGCUGCUUCAGCAGUUGAAGUAUUUAGGAUCAUUGAGGAGACAGUAGAUCAAUUUUUUGAGUGGCAUCUUCCUGUGGACAUCACUCAUUUACAAGCUCUACUUUCCAUAAUCUUCCACAGUCUGGAUGCCUAUUUGACAAAAGUUUAUAGCCAGUUAGUUGACCAGCAAAACUUAUAUCCUUCAACCCCUCCACUGACUCGAUACAAGGAUGCAACAUUUCCCAUGGUUAAGAAAAAGGUGGUGGAGAGUUCAGUUAUCAAUGAUGUAAUAUAUAACCAGUUGGAUGACUUGACAACUUCCAAGUUAUGUAUCAGAUUGAAUACAUAUCGAUAUAUACAAAAGCAAAUUGCUUUACUCGAAGAUGGCAUUAGGAAGUCAUGGGAAGCGGCCAUAUUGCUCCACAUGGAUAGAUACUCAACAGAAGAGACUCGUGAGACUUUGGAGACCACCAAUGUUGAUAAUGAGGCAGUUUCAGAGCUUUUUGUUGCCACACUGGACUGCAUAAGUGAUUCUGCUUCCCAGGCAAUUAGAAAGACAAGUGAUUUCCUGGGGGCCAAAAUCGUGUUCUGGGAUAUGAGAGAUUCAUUUCUAUAUCAUUUGUAUCAUGAUAACGUUGAAGGAAAUCGCAUGGAAGGUAUACUCCCAGAAUUUGACCGGGUCCUCAAUAAUGUCUCCAGUUUGAUUGACGCUACAAUCAGAGACCUUGUAGUGUCGAGCAUUUGGAAGGCAUCACUGGAAGGCUUUAUGUGGGUAUUGCUUGAUGGAGGUCCUUCACGAGCAUUUUCUAAUACAGAUAUUCCCAUGAUUGAAGAGGAUUUUAAUAUGUUAAAGGAAUUGUUUGUUGCUGAGGGAGAAGGUCUUCCUCGCUCAUCGGUCGAGCAGGAAGCAAAAUUUUAUCAUCAGAUUAUGAGUUUAUUUUCACUCAAGACCGAAUCCUUGGUUCAGAUGCUUAUGGCAUCUAGCGAACACAUUUCAGCUGGUUUAAGUCGAAGCAAUAAACACCGGCAACGGUAUGUAGGUGAUGCUCACACUAUAAUUCGUGUACUAUGCCACAAGAAAGACAAGGAAGCCUCAAAGUUCUUGAAGAUGCAUUAUAGGCUUCCUCCAUCCUCAGAGUACAGUGAGAGUCCCGGGGAGAAUUCGGGUUCAAUUUCUAGUUCCAGUUUUAGUUCACCUUAUGUAACUGAUCUACUGAAGAAAAGUGCGUCCAUCCGUUGGUCGGAGAAGGGUCAGAACAGCUUCAGAUCAUUCAGAAAGAAACUUCAAGAAGUGGGGUGGAGCUAAAAACCAAACAACAAAGAGAACCAUAUCAUGAUGCAAUGACAACACACUCUGCUCCUUUUUAUCAAAGAGCGGUUUGUGUGCGUGGUGAUAUACUUUUGCAGGAAAGAAAAGGUAAUGAAUUCAUUCUUUGACAGAGAGAAAGCCGUUCAUCAAUUAAGGUAUUGUAUACACUAGAGAGAGAAGGGGACUCAAUUAUAGGGCUGAAAGAAGCUGGUUUUUAUUUUUAUUUUUAAUUAAUUUUACCCUUUGUUUUUGUUGGUAUUUUUACUUUCUGGUUGGGGUAUCUGCUGUUUUAUCCUCUGCCUUGUGUGACAAUAAUUAUUAUUGAUCUUAUUAUUAAGUUUAAUAAAGAAACAAAUAUAUAUAUUAUAUAUAUAUUUACACA